ACAAAUGAUCGUCCGACCAUUUUCUCAACUAGUAAUCUUUGCCUUCUAACAAGGUACUCAAGUGCGUUUGUGAUGUCUAUGUAAAGGGGAGGUGGCCAAAAUUUUGCUGGUGCAUUUUUUGAGAUCAACAACCUGUAUAGAUCUUUCAUCCUCAUUAAUACCUGUAAAGAUCUUUCAUCUUUAUUAAUAGUCUACUGCUACAUUGCUGACUUCAUCCCAAGCUUAUCUCUCCCCCAAACACACACACACAAAACAGUUUCCUUUGCAACUACACUUGGUCUGUUCUUUGAAAUGGGCAGGUCACCUUGCUGCGACAAAGUGGGUUUGAAGAAAGGACCAUGGACAUCUGAGGAAGACCAAAAGCUUUUGGCUUUCAUUCAAGAGCACGGCCAUGGAAGCUGGCGUGCUCUACCGGAAAAGGCUGGGCUUCAGAGGUGUGGUAAAAGCUGCAGAUUAAGGUGGAUAAAUUAUUUAAGGCCUGAUAUCAAGAGAGGAAAGUUCACUUCACAAGAAGAACAGACCAUUAUUCAGCUUCAUGCUCUUCUUGGAAACAGAUGGUCAACCAUUGCAACGCUCUUACCAAUGAGAACUGAUAAUGAGAUAAAGAACCACUGGAAUACCCAUCUAAAGAAGAGAUUAACCAAGAUGGGAAUUGAUCCGAAGACUCAUAAGCCCAACAACCAAGUUCGCGGCUCUGCUCAAUCCAAGGACGCUGCGAACCUCAGCCACAUGGCUCAGUGGGAGAGUGCUCGACUCGAAGCUGAAGCAAGGAUGGCUCGUGAGUGGAAAAUCGUUUCCAGUUCUCAGUUCCAAAACAAUGACGAGGCUCUGUGGCCAUUAGCACCAAAACCAUGUCGGCCACCGUGUUUGGAUGUACUAAAAGUGUGGCAAGGUGGAUGGGCAAAGCCAAAACAAGAGCAUGCAACAAUUUUUAGCAGUUCUUUCAACUCCCCAAACAGUACCUUGAAAUUGUCAGAGAACAUUUCCAAUAUUCCUUCUGUAGGAUAUGGUGAGGAACAUGCAUCCAUUACUUCCAUUAAUUGCAUCCAGAAUUUGGGUCCGUUUGAGGUUGGGACCUGCUCAAAAGAAGAAAAUAUUCAAAAUGACAACCAUCCCGGGAUCAAGGGCAGAAUGGAGGAUUCAGUUGAUUCUACUAAUUAUAUUGCCGACUCUUUAAGGGUUCCAAGUUUAAUGGAGGGCUUUACAGAUCUUGUGGUGGACUCUGGUAAUGUUGUUGGAAGCUGCAUUGGAGAUUUUGAAGAGAACAAGAAUUAUUGGAACAGCGUUCUAACAGAAUAUUAUGAGCACAAUUUUAAGUACUAGUAUUGAA
Messenger RNA from Olea europaea var. sylvestris, 1330 nucleotides. Its product is annotated as transcription factor MYB106-like. The record is from RefSeq and is a predicted model, not a curated record. Lineage: Eukaryota; Viridiplantae; Streptophyta; Magnoliopsida; Lamiales; Oleaceae. Bases 292 to 1323 code for a protein of 343 amino acids. The transcript has 3 exons.